Daphnia magna is the source of this 5209-nucleotide messenger RNA. RefSeq names its product transcription factor Sp9. Gene Ontology annotation, biological process: regulation of transcription by RNA polymerase II. The coding region runs from base 1581 to 3587 and encodes 668 amino acids. The record is from RefSeq and is a predicted model, not a curated record. The transcript is spliced from 4 exons. Gene Ontology annotation, molecular function: DNA-binding transcription factor activity, RNA polymerase II-specific; RNA polymerase II cis-regulatory region sequence-specific DNA binding. NCBI's taxonomy places the organism in Eukaryota, Metazoa, Arthropoda, Branchiopoda, Diplostraca, Daphniidae.
CUUUUUUAGUAGAUGGAGGCGAAUUAUUAUUACUCGGCUGGACAAGUCCGUCAUGUCAAUCAUCGUCUAUCCUUUGCACUGUACCCCAAUGAUGAUGAUGGAGAUGGUGUGGAGAGUCUUCUGAUAAAAAAAAAAAAAAAGAACGGUGGAUAAUCAUCAUCAUCCGAGCAUCAUCAUCUAUGCAAAUUUAUAAGAAGACGAUCGUUGAACGAAGAAAUUCUACACAUUUCCCUAUUUAGCAUUUCAAAGUCUGAAUUGUUUGGCUGUUAUAGGAGGAGGAGCUUACACAUAGGCAUAAGAUACCUAUACACACGUAAAGAAACGAAACAAAAAAUUACAUUUUCGUUUUUUUUUCUGUGUGUGUGUGUAACUCUUGCCUUAUAGAUGGGCGGUGUAGGAGGAGUGAACGAGUGGCCAUCCUUCUAGGCAUCAUUGGUUCCAGCCCUCCUCCAAUUGUUGCCCGUAAGGUCUCGGUUUAGUAGGGUAUGCGGGCCCACCAAGUUCUUUUGGAUGUUGUUUUUUUUUUAGGGAGGGUUGGGUGGAUAGAGUGGGCUAGUCCGUAAGACCCGUGCUGUGUGCCGUACGUGCGUGUGGGAGCCGCCCAUUGAACGCCCCUUUCCUCGCCACACCUACUGGAGAGGCUUCGGUUUAUUCUUCCACCAUUUUUGAUUUUUGUUUUCCCCUCGUAUUUUUAUUUUUUUUUUCCUGUAAUUUUUACUUCUCCCUUUUGUUUUCUUGUUCCAUGUUGGUAACCUCCUCCGGUUCUUGGUCACCACCCCUCACCAACCCCCCCUGCGGUGCUCAAAUAGGGUGCGGAUGCACGUAGGAGAAGAGGAGGGAAUAAUAAUUUGAAAAAAAGGUUCCAAAAAGGAGGUGGAUAAUGUACCGCCCUCUUCUUCCCUUUUUGCUCUUCUUCUUCUGCUGCUUUCCUCCUUUUUGCUGUUAGCUCUACCCUGCCCCCCCCCGUGCCCUUCGUGGAACGAUAGACCAGCGAUUCCAGCGCUCCGACUCUCGUCAGAUCCUGCUGAAGCGGCGUCCAGUGCGGGCCGCAGCUCAUUUUCACUCUCUCAAACGAUUUGUUUUUAUUUCUUCUCAAUCCUUUUUUUGAAAACAAAAAAAUAUAUACACACAACAACAUCGUUCAUUACCUUUCAUUUCACGAAGAACCUUCCGACUUGUGCGUUUGUUGUUUUCGGUUUUCAUUGUUUCGGUGAUUCGGUGAUUCAUCUGCGAAAUCUUCGAAAAGAAGAUUUGCGAUUUUGUGUUUCGUUUUGCAAAGUGACGGUAGAAAUUUUUUUUUUUUUUCAUAUCCCACCGUCACAUGCGAUCAAGACAAGUGUGUUUUAUUAAUCGGGGCAGUUCUCUUCGUGACUUCUGUCAAAUUAUCAAUUUUUAAAUAAAAAUUUGUUAUUUCCAGUUCUGUGAGAGCUGGACGCAACCGAGUUCUGUUUCAACUAUCCGUCGGGACGAGAAGUGUAAUCAAAACAAAAAUACAAGUGCCAAAAAAAGAAGAAGAAAGAAAGAUUUCUCUUUGUGAGCCAUCGACAUAAAAAAAAAAAAAACAAACAAAAAUUGCAACAAUGUUGACCGACGUACCGGGAAUGUUGACCCGCGCCGGCUUGUACCCCCACAGCCAACCGACGGCAGCCGUCAUUCACGACAAAUCGGCACAAGAGGCUCAGGCAGCGGCGGCUGCAGCGGCGGCGGCGGCGGCGGCCGGUCUGACUGCCGGCGUCCACGGUCUUCUCCACUCCAAAUCGAGGCUGUGGCAUUCGGAGAAAGACAUUCUGGAGCAUCCAGGAUUGAGAGGCACGCCUUUGGCCAUGUUGGCUGCCCAGUGCAGUAAGUUGUCGUCCAAGAGUCCGCCACCCCUGGCGGACGCAGCCGUGGGCAAGGGAUUCCAUCCUUGGAAGAAAUCGUCAGCCGGAGGUAACAACACGAACGCAUCCAGCACGACGGCGACAGCUACGAGCGGAAACAACACGUUGGCCACCUCUUCGGCAUCGAGCGGAGGCCUCAACAACAACAACAACAACAACAACAACAGCGGCCAAUUCAACGGCGUUCAGAACGGACAGUCUGGCCAGCGACAGGCCAGCGCCACGACGACAAACAGCAACACGUCGGCUGUAACGAGCUUGGGCGCCGCAACGGCUACGGGACUGGGCAUGGCCGGCUAUCACCAGAGACCCGGAAUGGGAGCUACAGCGGCUGGUUCUUACGGAGGGGAUCUGUACUUCAGCCAUCCGCAUCAGACGGCGGACAUGUACCCUAGGACGGCCCAUCAUCCGUACGAGCAGGCUUGGCAGUUCCAGCAACACGUCAAACAGGAAGCGGCGGCCGGAGUGAACGGCUCCAGCUGGUGGGAUAUGCAUCAAGCGGCGGCUGCUGGCGGAUGGCUGGAUAUGAGCGGAGCGGCGGUCAAUAUGCCAGCGCAUCACACGGCCUCGGCCAUGCACGCGGCGGCCGCAGCGGCCGCAGCAUCGGCCGCUUACUCGGCCAGCGAUUACUCGGCUUCGCUGGCCGCUGCCGGAAGCACCGCCCAUUUACUGUCCACCGGCCAACACCUUCUGCAGGACACGUACAAAUCCAUGCAACAGCAUCACUCGUCCGUGACAGGCACUCCGUUCGGAGUUGGCCUCGGUUCGACCGGACACCAACCGACGGCUGCGUCCGUCUCUUCCGCCGCCACAUCAGCCCAUCAGGUCCCUUCGCCUCGUUCAUCGCGUCGCUACACGGGACGGGCCACUUGCGACUGCCCCAACUGUCAGGAGGCGGACCGUCUGGGCCCGGCUGGGGCUCACCUGCGCAAGCGCAAUAUCCACAGCUGUCACAUCCCUGGAUGCGGCAAAGUCUACGGCAAGACGUCCCAUUUGAAAGCCCAUCUGCGCUGGCACACGGGCGAACGUCCGUUCGUUUGCAAUUGGCUGUUUUGCGGCAAGAGAUUCACGCGCUCCGACGAACUGCAGCGCCAUUUGCGGACGCACACGGGAGAGAAGAGGUUCGCCUGCCCAGUUUGCAACAAGCGAUUCAUGCGCUCCGAUCACCUGAGCAAACACGUCAAGACGCAUAGCGCCGGUGGAGGCGGCAGCGGCGGCGGAGGCAACGGAAGCGGAGGAAGCGGUAAAGGGGGAUCGAGCAGCUGCGGAUCGUGUUCGGAGUCGGAAGAAGGAGCCGAAGAUCGUGAUUGCAACAGCCAAUCAGAGCCGGGCAAUCCUGGAAGUGUCAGCUCGCCCGGAGCUAAUUCUUCCGUUAACAGUCCGACUCCGAUCCAGCAGCAGCAACAGCAGCAACAACAGCAGCAACAGCAACAGCAGCAACAGCAGCAGCAACAGCAUUUGCAUCACGCCCAUCAUUUGCCGAUUGUUGGGCAUCAUCCGCACCAUCCGCAUCAUCACCAUCACAACAUGAUGAUGUUGCAGCAUCACACGGACAUGCACCACCAUCACCAGCAAGUCAUGCACUCGCUACACCAUCCGGUGCAUCAUCACCAUCAGCUGGGCAUCGGUGGCCACCAUCACGCCGGCCAUCACCAUCACUUGGGAGUCGUUGACGCUGUUGGCGAUCACAUUAAAUCGGGCCAUUAAAAUUCUUUGAUUAUUAUUAUUAUUAUUAUUAUGAAUGUAUAUAUCUAUAAUUUUUUUUUUUUUUGUUUUUUGUUUGGCAUGGCGCCAAAUUUUUUGAAAAGAAAAAACAAAAUGCAGAAACCCUUUUGAUUUUGAAGAGGUUGACGAAAACCAAAUUUGCAUAAAGUAAAUUUUGAAGGCACCAAUUUUUUUUUUUUUUGCUUUGUUUUUUAGAUACCACGCUUGCAUUUUGGUCCCCCUUCCUCCUCCGUCUCCGAAGGCAAUAUUUUUUUUUAUGUUUGCCUUCCCCGCCUCGUCCCCCCAAAACUGAAUGUGAAUAUUUUUUUCUUAACCCUAACUCUAAAAUGUGUAUGCAAAUGAAUCGCCCAGGAGCUGAAUUUGAAUGUCGAGUGGAGACGUUGACAGAAACCAAAAUUAGAAAAAAACUAAAACAAAAAACAAAAAAUUGAAAGAAAAUGUUUGCUUCAAUCACGCGCGAACUUUGUGAAGGUUCGUCAUCGCAUAACGUGAAUCACAUAUACUAAAUAUACUAUAUGUAAACUAUACACAUUAUUACCACCCAAUCAUCGUCUAAUGUUUACACCUGUGUUCCCUUUUCGUGUGAUUUUCCCCAUUUGUACCCCGAAAUCGUCGAUUCUAUUUCAUUUUCAUCGUUUGUUUCAUUUCUUUUGUGUGUGUGUGUGAGUGAGUGGACGACUUUGAGCGAUCGGCUUCACGACCGCGACAAAAAAUUCAAUUUGACACAACAACAAAAAAAAAAACAAAAAAAAAAACUGCUGACAGUGACAAAUGAAUCAGCCUAUUAUUAAAACGACUAUACAGUACAUAUUUUGAUUUGAAUAGUUAAAUGCGAUGAUGACUGUUGGGCGAGUAAUAGUCCAAUUUCUCUGAUCGUCGACAAUGGCCCUCCCAGCAGCGUAUUGUGUAAUAUACAUCCUCUAUAGCGAGUGAAUAUGUCUGAUUGUGUGUGUGUGUGUGUAAUGAAAAAUGAUUGAUGAUGUGAUGUCAAACAUGAAACAAUUUCCUCGUCUAUUUUCUUUCUUUCUUAAUAUUUCUCCCUCCACUUAACGGUCUGUACAGAAUUUGAAAAGGCACGCCUAAAAUGUUGGUCCGCUCAUUUGUUUUUUGUUUUCUUUUCAUUCUCUUCAAUCGAUUCUUGUUUUUCUUUUCGAUUAUCAUGUGGCAGACACAACACAACAUUUGACAGACAAUAAAAAAAACAAAAAACUGGCAAAUUUGCGGUGACUCUCCCAGUGUUUUUUGGUGUAUCGGCUAUCUGUCCAAUCAGAAUGAAAUAUUAUUAUUAUUAUUUUUUUCACUUCUCUAUUAAACUUCAUCAAAAUGCACCCUAGACAGGAUACAAAUGUACGUGGACAUGAUUUUGUUUUGUUUUUUAAGCCAUCAAACUCUCGUUGUGUUGUACCGAUUACGCCCCCGUGUCUUUUCCCACACCCACUUCAUCUAGGCUCUUUGCCUUGAUCGCCUCCCCCCGAUUGUGUUGUCUCUUUCCUCCCCUUUUCUUUUGGCCACACUGUUUCUGAUUAUAAAAGUACAUACGAUGAUUCUUUCAAAUAUUAUAUCGAUCAAACUGAGCUUUGUUAUAUACACGAAACAAAACAAAA